Messenger RNA from Trichoplax adhaerens, 666 nucleotides. RefSeq lists its product as uncharacterized. Gene Ontology annotation, cellular component: multivesicular body; ESCRT III complex. The record is from RefSeq and is a predicted model, not a curated record. Gene Ontology annotation, biological process: protein transport; endosome transport via multivesicular body sorting pathway; late endosome to vacuole transport. Bases 1 to 666 code for a protein of 221 amino acids. NCBI's taxonomy places the organism in Eukaryota, Metazoa, Placozoa, Uniplacotomia, Trichoplacea, Trichoplacidae. The transcript has 7 exons.
AUGGGUUUGUUUGGAAAGAGUCCUCCACCAAAAACGCCUCGAGAGCAGGUCAGAGAGUGGUCAUCCAAGAUUCGUAAAGAAAUGAGAGUAAUAGACAGACAAAUCAGAUCUAUCGACAUGGAAAAGCAAAAAGUGGUGAAGUCAUUGAAAGAUGCUGCUAAAAGAAAUCAAAGAGAUGUAUGCACAGUACUAGCUAAAGAAAUUAUCCAUUCUCGUAAGGCAGUAUCAAAGCUUUACGCAGCGAAAGCUCAAUUAAAUUCGGUAGAUAUGCAUAUGAAAAAUCAGCUAGCCACAGUUAGGAUAGCUGGUUCAAUUGAAAAAAGUACGGAGGUAAUGAAAUACAUGAAUGCUUUGGUAAGACUUCCUGAGAUUUCGGCAACCAUGAGAGAAAUGUCUCAAGAAAUGACCAAGGCUGGCAUUAUGGAAGAGAUGAUGGAUGAUGCCAUGACAAUGGAUGAUGAUGAAGAAGUAGAGGAAGCAGCCUCAGAUGAAGUUGACAAAAUUCUCUUUGAAAUAACAGACGGUCAAUUGGGUAAAGCUCAAACUGCUGUUGAACCUUUGCCUGAGGCGACAUCAGACGAUGCCAAUCAAGAAGUUGAUGCUGAACGAUUCGAAGAGGAACAAGCCGAAAUGCAACGCCGAUUAGAAGCAUUAAGAAGCACCUAA